CCAAGCAUCGGGACGUCGAGCGUCGUUUCUCUCCGUUCCCAACGUCACGAACGUAAACUCUCAAAAUACACUCGAAAACUCGGCGAUCAAGAAAGUCAAUUAAAGAAACUUUUCCGCAAUUUAUAACAACACGAUCGAGAGAAGAAUUGCCACCAAACAUGUGAUUAUAACAAUACUAUGAGCCUCAAUCACCAAGAUUCAGAGAUCGGACAAAGUCCUGGCUGUGAUCCAAAAGCUAGCAAAAGAAAUAGCGGUUUAUUUGCUUUCUUGAAAUGGUUUAAACCCUCGACUUCUCGCGAAUCCAUAGACACUCAGAAUUCCAGCAGUUGUGAGAGUUUGAAUUCGGUACAAAGCAGUGGAACGGUGGCGUCUUUCUCAUAUGUGCCCCCGGGUGACUACACCAACAAAGUGAGCGAAAAGUGCAUCAUUCUGGGGCCCGAGACGGACACAUACAGAGCGAGACUCAAACAAAGAGACAAGAGGCGAGAAAACGACAAAAACGUCACUUUGCGAAAAAAAUACAACUUAUUUUUCAACCGCGAUACGUUACUCAAACCGGUCAAGAAGGACGAAGACGACGAAAAUACGAAAAGUCUCCCUUUGAUGACGCGCCCCUCUAUGGAAGAAGAAGAAAAGUCGCACAGAAGAACGAACAGUGAGUCAUCCAAAACGAAAAAAGCGGGGGCUUACCUCCACGUCAAGGGCAAACGGCGGGCUCCCCAGCCCCCCACUACCUCGACAAUGAGUCUCCGCAGAAAAAAACGACUGGCUCCUGCGCCCCCCAGUCUGGAGAAAAUCAAAAAUACUCCAGAGUCGGAAAUCAUUUUCAACGACUCGUUAAAAUUAGAUCAUGGCAUUCUAAAACCGGCCAAAGAGACAACUUCUGAGACAAAAUCGAGCGUGUGUGAGACCCCCGUGUCACCUAGGCCGUGGUACAAAAGGACUCCGAGUAGCAAAGUUGAAGAAAAACGCAAAUCAGGGAUGAGUUUCCUCACGAAUAUCAGCGAACUCGACCGCGAAGCGUCCGAAAUAGUCCGAAAAGAGCACCAAAAAAACGGAAACGACGAAAUACCGCAGUUCAUGAGGCCGAAAGAAGACACUAAAAUAAACACCGACAGUUGGGUGUCCCCCAAAAGACGCUCUGCGAAGGAUUUGAUCGCCAAGUUCAAUGCUAUCACCAGUGUGACUAAAGCAACGGUGUUUGGAGUGUCCCAAAACCAGAAAAAGGAUUAUUUCGGCCGCAGGACAAGUCUCCUCACCGAAGAGCGCAAACAAGAGAGUCUCCUCGAAAAUCACAAGAAAAGAAUCGAGCAAAUCGACCGGAAAAUCAACCCUUUGAUGAAAUCCGAGAGUGCUAGUGCUAUUAAACCCAAACCGGAAACGCCAAAAAUCGACCGGAAAAACUGGAAUUGUCCCAAGUGCUCGAUCGAGAAUGACUACUGGAGGAUCAUUUGUCACGUCUGCUCGACUAUCAAGCCGUAUUUUGAUGAUUUUUCCGCCACUAAAUCGGAGGAAAAACCACCGGAAAAACCCCCAGAGAAAGCCUUCGAACGAGCGAAGACUCAAAUCGGAUUUUCGGCUCUUGCAUCAUACAAUCUCAAGAAAAAAAUCGAAAAGUCGGUCUCACUUGACGAAGAAAAGGUUGACAAAAGUGAAGAACGGGAAAAAUUGAAGAAAAUGUUGAUUGAAAUGAAGAAUUCUCUCCCGAAACGCAAGUCAAACAUUUUAAUGAAGCAGAAUAGUCGGCAGAGUGUCAUUGAAGAGAAUCCGGAACAAGACGAAAAAACGGAAGAUAAGUCACAAGAAGAAAAAGUUGUGGAAAUCAUUAUUGGAACCACUGAGACAAUUUACGAAAAUAUUAAAGUGAAGAAAAGUGAGACUCCAAAACCGGUCAAAAUUUCGGUUUCGGCUCAAACAAGUGCUGUCCAACUAGACAAAAAAGGUGAUUCAGAGUUGUCUGAAAAAACACCAAAGCCAAUUUUACGAAAAGAGACCACAAAAUUUGAACAAGAAAAGAAGUCCAAAGAAGCCUCAAAGCCUGAACAUGAAGGAAAAAACAAUUUGGAGGCCACAAAAAUGGAACAAGAGAAGAAAACUAAUUUUGAACUGAUGAGACCAAAAGACUUUGAGAGCAUCUACAGUGAUCCUAAUGGCCAAUCCCCGGCCCGUAUUUACGCCAAUUUGGCCCGAAAUGACGAACUCUCUUUGUUUUUCAACAUGCCGAAACGCUUAACCGACUUGAAAAAUAAUCUUCAAGAUGACAAAAAUACCGAUACGAUUGAAAUCAACCGCCUUUUGAGACGAUUAGAAACUUCGAUAGCUAAAGGGGAAUUGACUGAAGCGGCCAUUUAUGCCAAAGAAUUGGCCCAAUUGAAGGUAAAUUGUUCGGUGGUGAGGCAAAAACCGGUGAAUUCCAAUGGUAAAAAGCAAGGAUUUAGUAUUGAGAUGUUUGUGGAGGAUAAAAUUUCGCAUCGCGGGCCUUUCCCACUUGAAGUCACCGAAAAUCAGACUGUAGCCGAGUUGAAAACACAAGUUGAGAGAGAGUUUGAAAUUCCGGUGAAUGUCCAGAGGUGGAUUUUGGGAAAGGAGUUGGUCACUGAUGAUAGUUCGACUUUGAAGGAUCACAAAAUCACAACAGAGAGAUGUCCUGUGUUUUUGUAUCUUGUGGCGCCAGACGGGAAAUCUGAAUGUAAAAUUAGCAAAAGUGAAGAAGUGCCAAGUACCUCCAAAGAGAAAGUUGUAGUGAAUCGAAUUCCAAAAAUUGUUGAAGUUAUUCCAAAAGUUAUUCAAGAGAAGAAAAUUGAAGUUAGGAAAAGUUUAGUCGAACCUACUCCAACUACUAGUACUAGUCAAUUGAAGAAUGAAGAUUCUAAUAAGUUGGCUGAACCGGAGGAAGACUUGGAAGACUACGACUCAAAAACCCUCAAACCGGGAGAGUGGGAAUGCCAUUUGUGCACUCUUUUGAAUCCAAUUUCGAGCAACAUUUGUGCCGUUUGUGCCACUGUGAGACAGAAAGACUUGUCCCCUAUAAAACGCUUUUCGAAGAAAAAGGCUCCUCAGCCCCAAGCCGACCAAACUUACCUCCAAUUAGUCAAUUUAGAUAAUAAAGAUUUGGUCGAGAAUCGUGAACCUUUCGAAUGCCUUGUCUGUUUCAUGGAAAUAGCACCUGGUGAUGGUGUAACGUUGCGAGAAUGCUUGCACCAGUUUUGCAAAUUUUGUUUGGCUCACACUGUAGAAUAUACAGAGGAUGCGGAAGUGAAAUGUCCCUACAGAGACGAGCAAUAUUCCUGCAAUAUAGCCCUGCAAGAUCGCGAAAUCAAAGCAUUAGUGACACCCCAAAUCUACGAGCAUUACCUUGCAAAAUCAGUGUCUGAAGCUGAAAACAAAAUCGGAAAAAGCUUCCAUUGCAAAACCCCGGACUGUAAGGGUUGGUGCAUCUUUGAGGAUAAUGUGAACGAGUUUCGGUGUCCCGUUUGCAGGAAAAUGAACUGUCUGACGUGUCAGGCAAUUCAUUCAGGACUCAAUUGUAAGCAAUACCAAGAAAAAAUGACUCAGGAAUCUGAAGUUGAUGAAGACGCGCGAAGGACCAAGGAAAUGGUCAAUGAAAUGGUGAAAAAUGGUGAAGCUUUAACUUGUCCGACUUGCCAAGUGAUAUUAAUGAAAAAAUGGGGCUGUGAUUGGGUCAGAUGUUCGAUGUGUAAAACUGAGAUUUGUUGGGUGACGAGAGGGCCGCGUUGGGGGCCCGGCGGAAAAGGGGACACUUCCGGGGGGUGCCAGUGCGGCGUCAACGGGGUCAAGUGCCACCCAAAGUGUAGUUAUUGUCACUAAAUGGUUUCCUUCGAGCAUUUGUAAUAAUUAAGCGAAUAUGUUUUUAGCGUUUUUUAAUGAAAUUAGAUAAGUAGGAAUUGACUGAUGCCUGACAAACUGCCUUAUAUAAUAACAUUACUUAAAAUUUAAAUAAAGAAUAAAACACAGGAA
Molecule: messenger RNA, 3978 nt
Organism: Tribolium madens (black flour beetle)
Lineage: Eukaryota; Metazoa; Arthropoda; Insecta; Coleoptera; Tenebrionidae
Exons: 5
Coding region: 178-3828 (1216 amino acids)
Biological process (GO): protein linear polyubiquitination; proteasome-mediated ubiquitin-dependent protein catabolic process
Cellular component (GO): LUBAC complex
Molecular function (GO): ubiquitin-protein transferase activity; ubiquitin binding
Source: RefSeq, a predicted model, not a curated record